Cladophialophora carrionii CBS 160.54 is the source of this 1323-nucleotide messenger RNA. RefSeq lists its product as uncharacterized. Bases 1 to 1323 code for a protein of 440 amino acids. Gene Ontology annotation, biological process: DNA recombinase assembly; mitotic recombination; DNA strand invasion. Gene Ontology annotation, molecular function: double-stranded DNA binding; ATP binding; DNA strand exchange activity. The record is from RefSeq and is a predicted model, not a curated record. NCBI's taxonomy places the organism in Eukaryota, Fungi, Ascomycota, Eurotiomycetes, Chaetothyriales, Herpotrichiellaceae. The transcript has a single exon.
AUGGACUUGCUCGAUGUGCUUCCGGAUUUCGACCUCAAACCCCAUACCCACCUUCUUCACUCCCUAGAUAAAAACAAUGUUUCGGUUUCACAGCUGGUUGCCCUUGCACCUACUGAGAUCGCGCGCCUAUGCCCCCUUCCACCGCGCGACGUUGACAGGCUAGUGAGAGAUAUCGUCAAGGCCCUUCAGCAGGAUACGCUGAGGGGUGUGAAAAGGAAGCGCAAGAACACAGCAGACACACCGGGCGAACGUCAAUUUGAGGCAACAGGGACCAAGAUCAAUGAGCAAACCGGGGUCAGCACUUCUGAUUUGAAUUUCGACAGGGCACUGAACGGGGGCAUCCGACCUGGUUACAUUACGGAGGUGGUGGGGGAAUCUCGCACCGGAAAGACCACUUUCGUUCUGGGAUUGUUGCUUUCGGUCCAGCUUGCCCCGCCAGUUGGCCUAGGGAAAGCCGGGAUUUUUAUCACCUCUGAAGGACCUCUCAACACCAAGCGACUAAAUCAGAUGCUUUCUUCAUACGCUGACAUCCUCCCCGAACAACGACCGUCGCUUGACCGUGUUCAUACAAUCACUGUCACUGAUCUAGAAGCGCAGGAACACAUCCUUCGUUACCAACUACCUGUUGCGAUUUCGCGCUAUAACGUCGGAUUGGUGGUCCUGGACUCGGUCACGGCAAAUUUCCGCGCGGAAUACGGCACUCGCACAGCUGCUCAGCUAGUUGAUCGAGCUGCGGAACUGACCAAUCUCGGAAACACGCUGAGACAGCUUGCUAUCGAACACGAUGUCGCGGUCGUGGUCACGAAUCAAGUAUCAGAUCGCUUCGACGACUCUAAAAAUCUCUUUCGUUCCUCACCAGCAGCGACCUCUUCUCCUGCCGCGUCUUUGCAGAAUCUGCCUCCCGCAGUGGCAGAGCGUCGGCAGGAGACACAGAGCCUGGAUCACCAACAGCGCUUCUUUACAGGAUGGGGGGAUGACAAAGGGAACACGCAGCACGAGCAAUUAAAGACUCCAGCACUCGGCUUAGCGUGGGCCAAUCAGAUUUCUGCUCGCAUUGUCCUUAAGAUGGAAAGUGAGCGACAGGAAUAUGCGGGAGGCAGCGUUUGGAAAGACAAGAACCCAAGUCGGACCUUUGCAGUAGUCUUUGCUCCGUGGGCACCUACCACUAAACCACCAAUUCGGUAUGAAAUUGCAGCACAGGGUAAUGUUUCGAUCACGGAACCCGAAAAGCUGGUGGGAGCAUCCAAGGUGACAGAUGGCGAGCAUGCGGAAUUGCUGGACGAGGCGCUCUGGGCCACAGAUGAGGACGAUGAGUUCCCGUAA